AUGAGCGCCCCAAAGCAGAAGAGCUCGAGCAAGGACCGAGCACCAAAGUCCAGGAAAGAGGCGGGGAAAAGCCGGAUAGCUCCAUCUACAACAAGCAGUUCCAGGUCAUCAAGACAAGUGCCCUUCAGCCAUAGUAGAACAACUUCCGCAAACAGCGCAGUCUCAGCGGUGUCACGAGGGCGAACGAAACCCAUCACUGUCGAGGAGCAGCAAUCGCGCCCGAUUACAGCUCCAGAGGGACCUGCCCCUACCUUCGGGGCACAGCAUCCAACAGGUGCCAUUCCUCCGUUGCCAAACGUCGUCAACGUACCAUCGCCUCUGAUACGUGCCGAAACGACUCCCGCCCCGUUGCGACCGAACGACGUCCAGCCGCCUCUGACACGCCAGGUGACCUUUGACAAUAUUCUACAGUCCCCGGAUGACUCGACUGGAAACACAGUCCACAGCGCCGAGCUUGCUGCAUUCGGAGGUCAGUCCCGUUCAUUCCAGCGGCCUCCAUCCGUAAGGGAGCCAGCAUACAAGUCGAAGCGCCCACCCCCUAUUGCUAGCAACCUUACCUUGCCCAACAAUCCCCAACAAUCGAAAUCGCCCUCCCCUUCAUCGUCCCGAAGCUUGGGACGAACAUUGACGCAAAAGCUUUUUGGGCGCCGACCGUCGAAUGGUCGUCGUUCUAUGGUAAGGGCUGCUCUGAGUGACGAACCCGAACCGAUCCCAGUCCCUCCAAUGCCUUCAUCAGUUCCUUCAUCAGCAGUGGAACCUCCGACCCGGCCGAGUCGCUCCCCAGAACCACUUUCUGCGCCGCCAUUUGCACCUCCACCACGACCUUCCCGGUCUCCCGAACCGGCCUUGAUUCCCAGCGUUUCGAGUUCUGGACCGCUGUCGCCACCCGAGAUUAUCUCAGAGGAGGCUGAACAAGCCCGAAAAGCAUCACUUGCUGCUCUGGGCGGGGAGGAUACGAAGGACAGUGCCGCCCGUUCAUCGGACCCUGACGUGGAAGAGCCGAAAACGCAGUCCGAGGCCAAAGGGCCGCAGCAGCAAUUUGACUUCAACCUGGGCUCGCCUGGCGAGACUGAUGGACCUGCACCUCCAGUCUUAGCAAGUGCCGCGCCGACUUCGAAAAAGCCAACGGAGCCAGCAAGGAACCAGCAGGGGGAGGAGAACGCAGGGAUAAAGCGAGCAUCUCUAGACUCAGUGUCCUCGUACGGAUCAAUUGGAUUUACCGAAAGGACUUUUAGUUCAAGGUCCAGUCCGCCGCCACCCGAAGAAUCACGAAAAGUAUCGGACGCUGGACCAAAAGUCGAUAUGGAAGAGAGCAUGCUCGAGAUGCCUGCGCCUCUACGACCCCGGAUAGCCGAAGCAGCUGCAGAUUCACCGACAGACCCACUCUAUUCAGACGGGCUUCUGUCCCCAAUCCUGAAUAAUGACAAGGACAGAACUUCGGCGGACUCUUCGAUCGAUGCACAGGUUGUGCCACCGACCAACAAUGACAAGACCUUGUCUUCAGAUCAUGAGGAUUCGGCAGUACCCGCGCCAUUAUUUCGGCCACGUAAAAGCUCGCUGGCUAGCAGCAAUGCACCGCUCUUCCAGCGACCUGCCGCACUGGAGGAGCCUGUGCCGAGCCCUCGAUUCGACCUGAGCAACCCAGCAGAUAUCGCCCCGCCUGCACUUAGGCCACGCAAGGACUCGAUGGCCAGCGUUGGAGGGCGUCGUGCCGGAUCUAAAGGGACUUGUCGGGGCUGUUCGCAACCGAUACUGGCUAUGCAGAAAUCCGUAUCGAGUGCGGAUGGGCGGCUUAGUGGCAAAUACCACAAGGAAUGCUUUGUGUGCCGGACGUGCAAAGAACCUUUUGCCACGGCGGAAUUUUACGUCCACGAUGAUCACCCAUAUUGCGGGCACCACUAUCACAAGAUGUGCGAUUCGCUGUGCGCCACGUGCGGCAAAGGCAUCGAGGGACUGUAUAUGGAGACGGCUAACGUAGCUGGGCGAGGCAAGGAGAAACACCACCCAGCGUGUUUGAAGUGUGCAACAUGUCGAGUGCAAUUGACGAAUGAUUACUUUGAGUUGUCGGGGAAGGUGUACUGCGAAAGGGAUGCGUUCCGGCUGGCGAGCCACCCCCGGGUACACAGCAGAGGACCAGCACGACCGAGUCCGCUUGUACGCGAGUACAUCAGGAGCGGCGACCCAGGAGCGAUCAAGGGAAGCAAUUUUCCAGAGCGUCGAACCAACCGACCAAGGCUGGACGUUCGAUAA
Molecule: messenger RNA, 2250 nt
Organism: Cyphellophora europaea CBS 101466
Lineage: Eukaryota; Fungi; Ascomycota; Eurotiomycetes; Chaetothyriales; Cyphellophoraceae
Exons: 1
Coding region: 1-2250 (749 amino acids)
Biological process (GO): actin cytoskeleton organization
Cellular component (GO): cytoplasm
Source: RefSeq, a predicted model, not a curated record